Helicoverpa armigera (cotton bollworm) is the source of this 2086-nucleotide messenger RNA. RefSeq names its product glucose dehydrogenase [FAD, quinone]. The record is from RefSeq and is a predicted model, not a curated record. NCBI's taxonomy places the organism in Eukaryota, Metazoa, Arthropoda, Insecta, Lepidoptera, Noctuidae. The transcript has 4 exons. Bases 217 to 2043 code for a protein of 608 amino acids. Gene Ontology annotation, molecular function: oxidoreductase activity, acting on CH-OH group of donors; flavin adenine dinucleotide binding.
UUGAAAGCGAAAACAAGGAACGAUCGAUUGCUCAACACAGGAACCUAGUAACUAUCGCAUCCGAGUUUUACUUGUACAAUGAUCUCAGUGUCAGGGGCUAGUUUCCCUACAUCCAGGUGGCGCAAGUGAGGAUGCGUGCGCCGGCGCAGCGAGGCACUUCCACUCAGGAGUGCACACUGGAGCUGGUUGAACGCUGUGCAAGUAACUAGUGAUAAUAUGAAGUUUUGCGAUAUUUUGAGUAAAAUUGUGCCAAUCUCCUUCCUACUGCUAUCAUCUGCCGAUGGCGACCUGUUCUCCAAGGCCACCAGGACUAAGGCUGAUGAGAGGGAUGUCAGGAACAGUGUGUUCGACUUCAUCAUCAUCGGAGGAGGCACUGCGGGCUGUCUGCUCGCUAACCGACUCUCUGCCGUGUCUGAUUGGAAGGUGCUACUUCUCGAAGCUGGCAUUGACGAGAACAUAGACUAUGACAUCCCAGGAGUUCCCAGCAAGGAGUACCGUCCCAUCCUGUGGAACUACCGCACUGAACGCAACGGCUACUCCUGUCUCUCGCGGCCUGGAGGCAGCUGCGAGGUCAAGACUGGGAAGGUGCUGGGAGGGUCCAGCGUGACUAAUGAUAUGAAGUACACGAGAGGAUCCAAGGUGGAUUAUGACGGAUGGCAUAGCACGGGAGCUCUGGCCUCUUUGGACUGGAAGUUUGAUGCGGUUUUAGAGCAUUUUAAGAGUAUUGAGGAUAAUGGUGAUUACGAUGUCCUGAUGAACUCACACUACCACUCCCGAGGAGGAGACCUACAUGUGCAACGUUUCAAGAAUGUCGAUCGAUACAUGGAGGUGUUCACCGCUGGCUUCACUGAGAUGGGCCUGCGCACUGUAGACAUUAACACCAAUGUACAGGAGGCAGUCGUUAACAACCAGUUCACGAUAUUCAACAACACCAGGCUCAGUACCAACAGCGCUUUCCUAAAACCCGUGCGACACAGGAAGAAUCUACAAGUGAUCACCGGAGCUUAUGUGUCUAAAAUAGUCAUCGAUAAACAAGAAAAGAAUGUAGAUGGCGUAAUUUACGAGGUGGAGAAGGGCAAAGAGCGACCGGCGUACGCUAAACGUGAAAUUAUACUCGCGGCAGGCGCUAUUAAUAACGUGAGGCUGUUACAGCUGUCCGGCAUCGGCCCCAAGGCUGAUCUCAAGAGACAUAAUAUUACAAUGAUAGCCGAUCUUCCUGUAGGACAGAAUUAUCAAGAUCAGGUAACCAUCGGUGGCCUUGCGUUCGUAUUGAGCGAUGUUCCGGUCGUCACUGAAGCCGAAGUAAUAAACGAUUUCAAAACCUGGUUCCAAAAUCGCAGCGGACCACUAGCUUCUAGAGGUAUUGGACAAGUUUCAGCUUUUAUACAACUUUACGAGAACUUUAAUGCCCCCGAUGUGGAGCUGGCUUUAGAAGGUAAUUUUAUUAGAAGCGAUAAAUUUAUGCUGACUAACGUAAGUGUCCACGCAGCAGAGGAAACGAAUCUGCCUUUGCCUUACUAUAAUUUAGUUAAUAUAAAUCCUGUUUUACUUAGACCUAAAAGUAGAGGAAAAGUUAUGCUAAAUAAAAGAAAUCCGAAAUACGGACGACCGGUAGUCCAAGCCAAUUUUCUUAAGGAAACUGAAGAUUUAGAUACUCUUGUAGAUAGUAUCGACAUAGCUUUACAAUUACUAGACACGAAAGAGUUUAAGAAAGCAGACAUAAAGUUCGCACCUCUGGACCUAUUUCCCUGCGAUAGACUAAGUAACAGAGAUCAAUGGAAUUGUAUUGCCCGACAUUACACAAAAGCCAUGAGUAAUCCUGUAGGAACUUGUAGAAUGGGUGAAAAUAGUACCAACUCUGUGGUUGAUUAUCAACUGAGGGUGCAUGGGAUCGAGGGGCUAAGAAUUAUAGAUGCUUCAGUAAUGCCAACACAUGCCAGAGCCGGUGUCUUUGCUCCAACGAUGAUGAUAGCAGAAAAAGGAGCAAAGAUGAUCAUUAAAGACUGGAAGGAGAAUAAUGGUCAUUAUUACAACAGACGGUGACAUAAUAAUUAGGUUUUUAGAUAAAUAAAAUAUUUUAUUAAUA